Messenger RNA from Setaria italica (foxtail millet), 1640 nucleotides. Its product is annotated as probable thiol methyltransferase 2. The transcript is spliced from 9 exons. NCBI's taxonomy places the organism in Eukaryota, Viridiplantae, Streptophyta, Magnoliopsida, Poales, Poaceae. The coding region runs from base 696 to 1406 and encodes 236 amino acids. Gene Ontology annotation, molecular function: S-adenosylmethionine-dependent methyltransferase activity. The record is from RefSeq and is a predicted model, not a curated record.
CAACUGUUUGACGUUGGACGUUUACCAUCAUCCAAUGGAAGCAACAUUGUAAUAAUGGUGUUUUGCCACUGGGAUAAGUGUGGAUCAGACUGGCACACCUGCUACUGCUGCUUGAAUCAAAAGCCGGCGAUGGAUUGUUAUGACACAAAGGAUGAAUGCAUGGCCAAAUGCCCCCAUUGCAACCCUGAAUGCCCGCCGCAGCCGAAAUUCAUCAGUUUCGACCCCCAAUAAUUAGCUGAUCUCACAACAGCCAUGACGUGCGUAUACUUCUAGCUAGUGUCUGAUAAUGAAGGGUCAUCAUCACCUCCACUCCUUAGCUUCAAUUGUGCUCUGCAAUGCUAAUCGAGAGAAGUCGAAGGGUUGUUCUGGUGAACUCCAUUAGUCACCCAAUGCAAUUAUUCUCCAUAUGUCUGUGCCAUCAAGAUCAUCAAUUUAUUGUGACGAGGAGAGGAGAGCAGAGCCGAGCCUGAUACUGGUGGCGCCGCCGCCGGCCAAGCUUCCACCGGCCACACCACACAGGGGAACGCGUGGUGGCCGGCGAGACGACGCAUUGAUCGGUUGAGAUCUCUCCAUGCUUGGCAAACACACGAAUGUGAUCUGAAGCAAUCACACCUGAUCGCAGUAUAUAUUGAGCACACACUACUCUAGUGGCAGUGCAGUAGUAGUUAAUAACUUGAUUCCGAAGCAGGAAGGCCAUGGCGUCCACGGCGGCGGUCGCCGCCGGCCAGGUCCUGGACGGCUCGAACCCGGCGGUGGCCCGCGUGCGGCAGCUCAUCGGUGGCCCGGAAUAUUCUCCAGAUGGGUGGAGCCGGUGCUGGGAGGAAGGCGUCACGCCGUGGGACCUGGGCCAGCCCACGCCGGCCGUCGUCGAGCUCGCCAAGUCCGGGACGCUGCCCGGCGACGCCGCCACCGUCCUCGUCCCGGGAUGCGGCGCGGGGUACGACGUGGUGGCGCUCUCCGGCCCCGGCCGCUUCGUGGUCGGCCUCGACAUCUGCGAGACCGCCGUAGCAAAGGCCAAGCAGUGGUCGGCGGCGGCCGACGACGGGAGCUUGUUCGCCUUCGUCGCGGCGGACUUCUUCACCUGGGAGCCGCCGGAGCUGUUCGACCUCAUCUUCGACUACACAUUCUUCUGUGCUUUCCACCCGUCCAUGAGGCCAGCAUGGGCGAAGCGAGUGGCCGACCUGCUCAAGCCCAAUGGCGAACUCAUUACCCUCAUGUACCUGGCUCAAGGUCAGGAGGCUGGGCCGCCAUUCAACACAACAGUGCUCGAUUACGAGGAGGUGCUCAAGCCCCUGGGUUUCGUGAUCACUUGCAUCCAAGACAACGAUGUGGCAGUUAAACCACGAAAGGGAAAGGAGAAAAUCGCAAGGUGGAAGAGAAUGGCAAACCCAAAUCACACCGCAUAAUCCUGCAAUGUAAAACUAUCGACAAGAAUCCAGCCCGCAAUAAUAAUAUGAAUUCUGCACUGGUGAAGUAAAAAACGUAUGCUCAUUACAUGGAAGACUCCAAGCUCGUUCUUGUGUGAAACAAUUGGUAAAAUUGUUUGUGAUCGUGUUUGUGGACAUAUCAUAUUUGUAUUAUGCAAAAACAGUAAGUUGCUGCUCCUCUUGAAUAAACAAAGAAACCAUUUUUCCUGUAUA